Lepisosteus oculatus (spotted gar) is the source of this 1406-nucleotide messenger RNA. RefSeq names its product intelectin-like. The record is from RefSeq and is a predicted model, not a curated record. Gene Ontology annotation, molecular function: oligosaccharide binding. Lineage: Eukaryota; Metazoa; Chordata; Actinopteri; Semionotiformes; Lepisosteidae.
AUCAAAUGACAUAAGUAAAAGAUUAACUGGAAGAUAUACUUGUUUGAAGCUUUUGGCAAGCAAGUCCACAUUUGAAGCCAUAGGUGGUAACCUUUUUCUGUCAGGGGCAUUAUAAUUGCUAAGCGAAGUACUAUAUGAACAAAGUACUUGUGCAUACUGAAAUGUUAUCCUGGACUAUCUUCUUUUUCUGUGCUUUGUUGGAGACUGCUAUCUGUGCCCCAACAUCAUUGGGCACAUUCUAUGUUUUUCCAGCCUCAGACACUGCAUUAAUCAACAAUAAUAAUGAACAAGAAUGCAAAAGCCUGCCAGAGUUCAAGUAUCUUGGUCACAGCUGCAAGGAAAUAAAGGAGAAGUAUGGCAUCCAACAAGAUGGCCUUUACUACUUGAUUUCCAGACACGGGGAGCUGUAUCAGACCUUCUGUGACAUGACCACCAACGGGGGAGGCUGGACUCUGGUGGCCAGUGUCCAUGAGAACAACAUGUAUGGGAAAUGCACUGUGGGUGACCGCUGGUCCAGCCAGCAAGGGAACAACCCCAACGUCCCAGAGGGAGAUGGCAGCUGGUCCAACAAAGUGACAUUCGGAUCUGCUGAGGCGGCCACUUCAGACGACUACAAGAACCCAGCAUACUAUGACAUUGAGGCUGAGAAUCUGUCUGUGUGGCACGUUCCUAACAAUGCUCUGACAGAGCACUGGAAAGUCUCGGCCAUUCUGAGAUACCACACUGAGACCAGCUUCUUCACACUGCAUGGAGGAAACCUCUAUAAGCUAUUCAAGCGCUACCCAGUGAAAUACAAAGAAGGAGAGUGUCUUACCAAUAAUGGCCCAUCCAUUCCAAUUGUUUAUGAUAAAGGAGACGCACAAUCUACCGCUCAUCUAUACGGCCCAGAAACUAGAGGACGAUUUGAGCCCGGCUAUGUGACAUUCCGCGUCUUCAAUACUGAGCAAGCAGCUCUGGCGAUGUGCUCUGGAGUCAAACCCACAGGAUGUCACACCGAGCAUACCUGCCUAGGAGGUGGGGGUUAUUUUGCUGAAGGGGAUGGCCGGCAGUGUGGAGAUUUUGCAGGGUGGGACUGGAACGGUUACGGCACCAACCAACAGUGGAGCACCUCGAAGGAGAUGACCGAAUCAGCAGUGCUGCUCUUCUAUCGUUAAAGAGAACAGUUGCUGUUUCACUCACUAGUCCAGCUGGUCUAGAGAGAAACUGUCUAAUCAAAUAACACUUAUAAGCUUUUGUCCUUAAAGUCUGUCACUAUUACAUUCACUGAUGUUUACCUUUAGAAGCAUAUAACAUAAAGUAGGCUCGUAUUUUGCUUUUCUGUUGCAUGUUUCCUGCAAAAUGAUCAAUCAUAAUUCUGUAACAUGUAGUUUUGAUAUGCAAUAAAAUGGAAAAAAAUAAUAAUCUGA